This is a messenger RNA of Aethina tumida (small hive beetle), 1274 nucleotides long. RefSeq lists its product as uncharacterized. Lineage: Eukaryota; Metazoa; Arthropoda; Insecta; Coleoptera; Nitidulidae. Bases 134 to 1177 code for a protein of 347 amino acids. The transcript has 3 exons. The record is from RefSeq and is a predicted model, not a curated record.
UAUCAAACAUGUUGAGAUGAUCGAAUAAUUUAAGUUAAAAACAUAUUAAACAAUAAAAUUAAUAUGUUUUUACAAAUUUGAUAACAAAACAAUGUUGUUUCGUUAGUCUAUUAAUCUAAGUCCAAUUAAUAAAAUGGCUGAAGAAGAAAACACUAAAACCCGCUGGGACAAAUUUCUACUCUACAUGACAACAAAGUAUGAAUUAAGGAGCAAAUUUAUAUCAGAAGCAACCACCAUUUCAAGCUUGACCGAGGAUAUAUUAGAAAAAGAUAAUUUGCAUGAGAAAAUCAAGAUACAAGAUAAAAAAGCUGAAGUAAAAUCUCUUCAUGCAAAUAACUCAGGUGAGAAAAGCCAAUGUCACUCAAAUUCAAAUUGUCAAUCAAUUUCUAUUUCUAAUAAACCACUUUCACCUCCUCAUACUCCAAAGAAGGCUUCAGAAAAAUUGAAAUCGCCUCAGAUUAGUUCACCAGAUCAAUCGACUACAGGUAUUGAAUCAUUUUCUUUUCUCAUAUCUCCUUCUAAACAUGUUGAUUCAACCCCAUAUAAUAAAAAUCCUGAUUCACAUGUCCCAAAUGAUUUUGAACAUUGUAAUAUAUUGACUGAUCUUAGUGAAAUGACAGAAACUACAUCUAUAAUGGAUAAACUGGACGGUAAUGAUCAUUCAGCACAAUCCUCUCAAUCAGUGUAUGAUCCAAGCAUUAAAGCAAUUGUAGACAAGUAUACAAGUGACAAAAAUAUCUGGAUGACUAAAGAGGAAAUCUGGAAUAUCCAUUCUUUUGUAACAAAUACAAUUCAUAGUAAUCUCACUGAUGUGCUCAUUAAUAAAGACAUAGACUAUGUUUUGUGUCAGGAUGAGAAGAGAGACCAUUGGAAAAGGUGCUGCAACACUGAAAUUCGGAAAAUAAAUAAACAUUUUCCAAGAAAUAUCCGAAAGCAUUAUAUUAAGCGCCUUUAUGACAUUAUCUAUGCAGACAAUCUGAGUGAUAUUUAUGAACAAUGUGAGGCCGCAGUAAGGAAGGAUAUGAAAGUACUUUAUGAGAAGUAUGAGGUGGACCCUAAGGAAUCAACAAAGAAUCGAAUUCGAAGAACAUAUAAAGUCAUGCGCCUUCGUUUUGGUAAAUUUGAUGUAUUACAUGCGAUGAAAGCAGUUCGAAUGGGGCUAAAAGAGAACAAUUAGCCCAUUUCUUUCUACUUAAUAAAAUUUUAUUUUUUUUGUUUAAUGUGAAAUUUAUAUAAAUUUUAUGAUUUGAUAAUAAUAAAUGUUUAAUGUGAAA